UGGAGGAGCUGCAUACAUCUACAGCUCAGGAAUGAAGAAUCCGUAUAUAGGACAACUUAUUCAUCUAUUCCUCAACUUUAAAUGAGAUAGGCAAGAAGGAGGUCAAAAGAAGCUUAGUCUGUAUUUUGCCACAAGCCAUGUAUAGGAUACAGCUAACAUGUUGAAGAAGGUGCUCUGAUCACAUGAGAGCAAAAUGUCUUUGAACUGGAAUUUUUUGACCUACAUAUAAACUCUUGUGUGUUGGGGAAAACCAACACUGCACAUCACACUUAACAUACCAUCUUUACACUGGAGCAUGAAACCAAAUACAGGGCAAUACUGGAAGAAAACUGGCUAAAGGUUACAAAAACCUGAAAAUAGGGGAAAGGAAUGAGAACAUAUUCAUAUUUUAGAAUGGCCCAGUCAAAGCCCAACUUUUAUCCAUUUGAGAAACUUUGAUUUUAAAAUGAUAUCCAUUAUUUCCAAUCUCACAAGUUUGGACUUCUUUAUUUUGGCCUCUCACAUAAAAUCUUCCCAAAAGCACAUAGAAGUUUGUGGUUCUAACAUGGUAGAAUUAUGAAAAUGUGUUUGAUGGUGUGAGUACUUUUACAAAACAGUGUUCUUUUGAAGGGAUUUAAAAAUCUAUCCUGUAUUCUUAUUUAAUUGAUUUCCCAUAUUUAACACCUGUAUUAUUUCUCACUAACUGGAGUCCUUGUUUUGAUGCUUUUGGUCAAAGAAUGCAAUGAAGAAGUCAAGUAUGAUACAUAAUUAUGCGUCAGAUUGUUUAACUUAGAGCCAAGGUAAGUCUGCGGUUGAUUUGAAUAUUAAAUUCAUAGAAAUGUUUUUUUUUUUUUUUUUUUAGCUUUACUGUCAAGAGAACAAUUCUUUGUCGACUCCAUACAAAGAAAUUGUUAUUUUCAGUUAGUCUUCCCGUGUUUGGCUUAUUCAUUCUUUCUAUGAAUGCUGAGUCUGUUUAGUCAAGGCUAAGGAGAUGUAGUGCAUUCAUUAAUAAGUUGUCUUUUUCAAAUUCAUGUUUCAACAAUUUAAGACUAGUCCAUUAUUAAUCGCACGGCAAUGAUUUAAUCAUCAUGCGGCCCUGCAGCUGUUUUGGCCCUAUAUCCAGGAUGUUCCGAAAUUCUUCGUUUACGUUUCUGCCCACAUGAAACAUUUGCUGGAGCAGACAGCAGCCGUGCCCACACAACCUCAGUGUCUAUCAUCUUCAGUCAGUGUUUGCUCUAAAAAAAAAAAAGAAUAAAAGCAACAUUCUGUAAAAUGUCAGAGGGGACGUUUUUGGCAGUUGUCGCCUCCCAGUGAGGAUGGUUCAGUGUGAGCCUCCAGCAGAAUUUUUAUUUCAAACCGCCAUUUCUGAUUAACCCUUCUGUUUGACUGAGGUUGAGAAGUGAGUCGAGGUUAAUGUCUUGUUUGUGGGUAAAAGUCUGUCUUUUGUUCUGCCUUUUAAGAAGAUUUAAAAGAACAUGGCCCUAAAAAACCUUCUGUAGCUAUGUUUCCUGUCCAUACAUGUCUCCUGAUUGUUUCUGUACUCUGAAUGAACACUACACUCACCAGUGGAUUGCUAAUAAGCCAAGGCAGCCAUACCAUCACACUCCACUCGUACUGACUGAAUCACUGAAGCAAAUCAUUCAGAGCUCCCCUGUAGCGCUCCGGUGUGCGUAUGAACUUGUUUCAGUGUGUGUACAACUGUUUAUGUGUGUGUGUGUGUCUAUACAAGCAUAUGAAGUCAAAUCAAAUGUAUUCAUAAAAGCUCUCUUAACAAGCAGGUUUGUCAUAAAGUGCUUUGAUGAGAACAAAGGACACAAAUUCAGACGAAUGUAUGUGUGUGUAUGUGUGUGUGUGUGUGUGUGUUCGCGCGUGCUUUUCGGUGUGUUUGUGUGUUGAUGGAUGUGAGGUUUAGUUUUGAGUCAGAGGCAGCAGCAAAAGCCUAAGUCUGAGAGUGUGUGUAGGAUGAGCCUCCUACCACGUCCCUCCUUGUCUCUCAUCAACCGUCUUUCUGCCUCCCUUCCAUCCCUUUCUUUCUUCUGCGUGUCAGCAUGUCUUCUGUAAAUGUCAUUAAAGACAUAAAUUGGUGAUUUGAUUGCUCUUUCAUUGACUGAUUAGCAGGAGUCCAUGUUUUCUAAAUCAAAUGUUGUUGUUUUUUUUUGUUAGAAGUAAAAGACAUCAGACAGCAAACGGAUCUACAGUCUGCAUCCUUGACUGUGCAUACAUAUGAGCGCAUGUAUAUAUAUGUGUAUAUGCAUGUUUGUAUCCCUCACAGUGAUUAAAGCAAGUGGGCGGCAGCAGCAACUGGUCUGCCUGUGUGGCUCUGCAUAGCAGACAUGUUUCUCACUGCUAGAUAUUACUCAUUUCCUCAGUCCUUUGCACACACAGGCACACACACACACACACAGGCACACACACACACAAAAUCUCUUGACACACACAUGCUCACAAGCACAACAGACACAGAGACGGAUAGCAGACUCUCAGUUUUUUCCUUCAGUUUGGUGGGCUCGCUGGUGUUAUUUCACUCGUUCAGAGAUCAGAGGCAGGGCGUAGCUGCAGGCUGCUGAUAUCUGCGGGUGUUGAAGCCCGUGGCGUUGCUGUGAAGGAAGCACUGUGGCACAGUAAGGAGCUGGGAGGUGGGCUGACCCCCCUGGGAGGACUAGAAUAUGAAUGAGAGCCAGCUAUGGGACAUCUCCUCACCCCGGUACCAAGAUUUCAAUGAUGGCUGAAAACUGGUGCAUUACUUCUAACAGCAGGUGAGUGGUGCUUCAGUGCAAGAGCAGCAACAGCGAUCCAACAGUGAUGCUGUGUAUUGGCCUUCCCCUCUGUGUGCACCCCUCGUUUUCCCGUGAGGCCCAUGUGACCUAGCCUACACUAACACACAGGGGGCCCCCACUGCUGCUGGAGCCCACCCAUGAAUCCAAGCCCUGACCGCAGCAAAGAGCGCCUCCCUCCCAAAAAGAGGGAGUCUCGGCAAGGAUCUGCAGAACACCACGUCCCUCUGGAUGAGUUCAAACCGCCUGUGCCAUUCAGGAGCCGCCAUACCACAAGUAGAGGGGACGGAGGCAGGGAAACCAGUGACAGAGUUCUCUCUGACCCAAACCCCCAUCUCCUACACAGCCCUCCACCCCUUCCUGCUUCAACACCUGGCCUCCACGUGCCAUUACCAUGGACCUUGAACUACUCCUCACCAGUUUCUCUUCCACUUUUCCCGGGCCAGGUCAGCGAAAGAAGGACCUCAGGGUCUCCUGCCUGGAGAGAUGAUCCCCUCAUCCCACACCUGCCCCAUCACUCCAGGUGGCUCAGAGGGGAGGGACCCCUGUCAUUGCCCCCCUCCCCAUCUUCUUCUUCUUCCUCCACAUUUAAGACUCCUUUUCCAGCUAGUACAAGAGAGAUGUGGUCCUACAUUAAUACUGGUCGUCGGGAUUAUAGCCCUUUCUUUUCCCCUCCCUACCUGUUUAGCCCCUCCUCUUUGUAUCACCAAGACCCCAGCUUAGUUGAGGUAAGACCUAGGUACAUCAGCAAGAGGCCCAAUGGCUUGGAUGGGCCAGGCAGCAGGACUGCCUCAUCUUCUAGACCUCUGCUCACUGGAGAGUAUGGGAAUGAUAGCAGCAGAUCUAGGCUGGAGGUCAGCCCGUACACAUUGCAUGCCAAUGGAGGACGUAGACAGCAGGAGGACUUAACCUCUCCUGUCCAUUCUACAAGGAUAUAUUUGUCAGACUCUCACCCUCAAGUAAGCCCUGAGCCACAUUCCUCGCUGCAGGAAACUCAUCACUCUGGGAAGACCAGUGCUACUUCACUCCCCACUAGUCCUCAUACACUUGGACCGGACCCAAGGGCAGGCAGAGGUGGACUUCUAGACCAUGUGGGGGCUACUCCAACUGAAACUCAAAGACAUUACUCCCCAGGAUCAGUCAACCAUCCCAGCCCUCAUGCCCAGGCCUACCCUCUCCCCAGCUCCUCAGGAACACUUUCAUACAGUCUGCAUAGGGAGCCGGGUCCUAGUCAGCACACGCUAAGGAAUUCACCACACUCACCCCUGAGUAUGCCUAACAGCCAUGACAGGUCACAAAGUGAAUGGGACAGAGACCUAGAAAGAGAUAAGGUCGUCAAAAGGGACAGGGAAAGGGGUAAAGUAAAAGAAAAGCAAUUACAACAUGACAAAGACCAAGAAAGAGACAGUGAACGCGAGAGAAGACGCAACAGAGACAGAGGGAGAGAUUUUUCUCCUUCCAACCCUCAGACCUUGUCCACAGCCUUUCACCCAUCUCCCUCUGCACUCCUACCUCAUUUCACCAAGGGGUCUCUUAUUGAGCUGGCCAGCGGUCGGUUAAAACGAGUGGAGGAGCUGAGGACUGAAGACUUUCUGAGGAGUGCAGAUACAUCCCCAGAGUUCCACCUGAGCACCUGUACUGUGCUAAUGAUUUCCCCCAGCAGUACACAGGGCUUCAGUCACUUGCAGGUUCACCUUACAGAUCGCAACUCUCAGGAGUUACUGCAGGUCUUGGUGGAGUAUCCAUUCUUUGUGCGAGACCAGGGCUGGUCUUCCUGCUCUCCUCAGAGAACUACACAGCUGUAUGGCCUGCCCUGCCGUCAGCUCAGUGAGGGUGAUGUUUGCCUGGCACUAACCCCAAUGCCCACCCAAACUCAGCGGACACCCAGCCGUAACAGCUCCAGGGCCCAUCGCACGCAACCCCUCCCCAGAUGUCCAGCAGAGUCAAGCAGCUCGAAUAGGGAGGAGAUGCCACCCCCACCACCACCCCCUCCUCUUCCUCCCCAGCCACCCCUUUCAACAGUUGUCCCUUCUUGCAAACACGCUGCAGACACCCCUGCUAAUGAGCAGCAACGGCCUCGUAAACGGCGCUGGUCUGCACCGGACACACUUCCCUCAGCCAGAACUGAUGAAAGGCUCCUGGAUUUACCUCAUGGCUCCAAGCUAAUGAAGUGGCAGUAGAAACUUGCACAUGCAUACUUACACACACACACACACACACACAUGGACACACACACAAAUGGCACAUACACACCCUCCUUGUCUCUGUUGCACCCACCAAGACAAACAAUGGAGAGACCUCAAGGCAGGGUUGCAGGGAAGGUAUACACAACAAUAGAAGACACAAUUUAAAAUUGAUCAGUCUAGUCUAUAAAGAUGUAGCCCCUGCUGACCCAUUUAUUCCCUUUUCCUGAAAGGAGCAGCAGGGAGCAGGUCAUUUCACUCCUUCACCAUUUAGUAUCUUUGUAGUUUUGAUUGUUUUGUAAAUGCCUUGCUUUGCAUACAAAGGAUGCUGUAGACCGUCAGGACGUUUAAAUCUUGAGAUUUAAACCCUGAUUUUUUCUUCUGACCUCAAUGGUAAUUAGAACAAAAGUAAAUCUGAGCGUAGUGCAAAACCUUUCAGGUUAUAACAUACAGUUGAACAGAAUAACAUGAGCAAGUCUUUCGUUUUUAUGAUCAUUCAUCUACAUAAUUGACAAAAAUACUACUGCUACUCCAUGGUAAAAGUUUGCAAGCAAGUACUGAAUGAUUUGUUCAAGUGUACGAAAUAGAAGAAGGAAGGGAUGAAACUGUAAGGCUUGUAGGUUUCAAAUUAUAGUGAAAAUUGGUGAAGGGGUGAAUUGACUCAGCGAUGGAGCGACAACUUAAAGAUAACUCAUUGACUCUUUACAAAGACAUCAAAGGUAUUUAAUGAGGCAAUCAAGCACUUGUCUGUGUUGACUCUGUUUUUGUUAAGGUUGUCCCACACACCUACUCAAUGAAAGUAACUACUGCAGGGUAUUUUCAAUCAGUGUUAUGAAAGUAAACGCUAUUGAGGAAUUGCAUAUAUAUAUA
Fundulus heteroclitus (mummichog) is the source of this 5806-nucleotide messenger RNA. RefSeq names its product ataxin-1-like. The transcript has 4 exons. The record is from RefSeq and is a predicted model, not a curated record. Gene Ontology annotation, biological process: negative regulation of transcription by RNA polymerase II; nervous system development. Gene Ontology annotation, cellular component: nucleus. Gene Ontology annotation, molecular function: RNA binding; protein binding. Bases 2894 to 4933 code for a protein of 679 amino acids. NCBI's taxonomy places the organism in Eukaryota, Metazoa, Chordata, Actinopteri, Cyprinodontiformes, Fundulidae.